CGCGCGCGCGCAAGAGGUUGUUUUCUGUCGCACAUGCCCAGCGCCACUGACGGCGCGCGCUUGGUUUAGACCAGUUAUAUUAGGCAUGGCAGCCUGCUGGAGUCAACUUUUAAACACACUUUUCGACUAUAAGACGGAGAAGUUCUUCAUCGCGAAAAACAAGAAGAUUGGAGUGUUAUUCAGGUUCAUUCAGCUCGCAGUGAUCGGAUACUUAAUCGGGUGGGUCUUCAUAUGGAAGAAAGGGUACCAAGAAAGAGAAGAAGCAGUCCAGAGCUCAGUGUAUACAAAGCUUAAAGGUACUGCUGUUGGUAACACCACAGAGCUUGGAUAUCGUGUAUGGGGUGCCGAAGAUUAUGUCAUACCUUCUCAGGGGGAUAAUGUCUUCUUUAUUGUAACAAAUUACCUUGAGACUCCAAACCAAAGGCUGAACUCAUGCGCCGAGAGUCCACUCGUCCCUGAUGGUAUCUGUUCUCACGAUGAUGACUGCAUGAAGGGUGAAUAUGUUAAAGCAGGCCAUGGCAUGAAGAUGGGACGCUGUAUAAAUGAGACGGGAACGUGUGAAAUUUAUGGCUGGUGUCCAGUUGAGAGCAAUAACACACCGACGGUGCCGCGGCUGGGAAAAGCGGAAAACUUCAGUGUCUACAUCAGGAACUUUGUUAGGUUUCCGAAGUUUGACUUCUCCAAAUCAAAUGUUCUCCCCUCCAGUAACCACACAUAUCUGAAAUCAUGCUACUAUGACAAAGUCCACCACCCAUUUUGCCCCAUCUUCCGAGUGGGAGAUCUGGUCGAGUGGACUGGACACAGAUUCCAAGAAAUGGCUGUGAAGGGUGGAUCUAUUGUAGUGGGGAUUGAGUGGAACUGUGAUUUAGAUAAAGACUACUCUAACUGCAUCCCUAAGUACAGCUUCACCCGUAUGGACACCUCAAAAGGCUCCAACAUCAGUGGAUAUAACUUCAGAUUUGCUCGCUAUUACAAAGAUACAGAAGGAAACGCUUAUCGCUCGCUCUUUAAAGUGUAUGGCAUUCGAUUCGAUAUCCUGGUUAAUGGGGAGGCAGGGAAAUUCAGUAUCAUCCCUACGGUGGUGAACAUUGGGUCUGGAGUUGCUUUAAUGGGUGUUCAUCAUAUUCCCGACGUCCCUCAUGUAUUCUCCACUCUCCCAUGACGGCUUUCCAAUAUACACUAUAUUCCCAAAAGUUUUGGGACACCCCUCCAAAUCAUUGUAUUCAGGUGUUGUUUUUCAGGGGUUGGGCUUGGCCCCUUAGUUCCAGUGAAAGGAACUCUUAGUGCUUCAGCAUACCAAGACAUUUUGGACAAUUUCAUGCUACCAAUUUUGUGGGAACAGUUUGGGGAUGACCCCUUCCUGUUCCAACAUGACUGCGCACCAGUGCACAAAGCAAGGUCCAUAAAGACAUGGAUGAGGGAGUUUGGUGUGGAGGAACUUCAUAGAGUCCUGACCUCAACCUGAUAGAACACCUUUGGGAUGAAUUAGAGCAGAGACUGUGAGCCAGACCUUCUCCUCCAACAUCAGUGCCUGACCUCACAAAUGCAAUUCUAGAGGAAUGGUCAAAAAUUCCCGUAAACACACUCCUAAACCCUUCCCAGAAGAGUUGAAGCAUUGAAGCUGUUAUAGCUGUGAAGGGUGGGCCAACUUCAUAUUAUAUUCAUGUGCAUGUAAAGGCAUAUGUUCCAAAACUUUUGGCAAUAUGGUGUAUUGUGGAGUGUAGCUGUGGUGAUUUGAGCAUUACUGAUGUCAGGCGCUGAUGUUUAUUUAGAAAAGAGUUCUGGGGUAUAGUCGGAGAUCCAGUUCAUCCCAAAAGUGUUCAGGUCAGGGUUUUGUAGGGAUUAUUCUUCUACUCCAACCUUGGCAUACUAUGUCUUCAUGGAGUUUGCUUUUGUCGUUGUGGAAGAGACGCAUGUGGGUGUGAAGGUCAGGUGUCCACAAACUAGGCAUAUUGUGUAUUUUUACUAUCACUUAAACAGCAUUGGUGUUAAUUGGGGUUCAAAAAUAACAGUAAACGAAACUAAUGUAGUACAGAUGGAUUUAAAUCAGUAGCAGUAGUCAUGAAAUAGAUGUGAAACAGAAAUGACUAUACAGCAUCACUUUCAGUUUCAGUAGUGAGGGAGACAGUAUGUCUGAACAGUUCAUAUGGAAAGAGCUAGGGGAUUUCACCACUUACAACUGCUCUUAAAGGCAAUAAAGAUUUAUCCACAAGAGAGCGCAAUUGUACUGUUGUUCAUCCUGAAGGAACCGGACUGCUAAUGUUUAUUCAUCCAGA
Molecule: messenger RNA, 2276 nt
Organism: Hemibagrus wyckioides
Lineage: Eukaryota; Metazoa; Chordata; Actinopteri; Siluriformes; Bagridae
Gene: p2rx5
Product: purinergic receptor P2X, ligand-gated ion channel, 5
Exons: 11
Coding region: 86-1162 (358 amino acids)
Biological process (GO): monoatomic cation transmembrane transport; response to ATP
Cellular component (GO): nuclear inner membrane; plasma membrane
Molecular function (GO): extracellularly ATP-gated monoatomic cation channel activity; purinergic nucleotide receptor activity
Source: RefSeq, a predicted model, not a curated record